AUGGAGCCCUAUCAAAGACAAUUCGAAAAUUGGAAGAACAAAUGGGAUGAGAAAGUUGAGGUCCUAUCGAUGAGAGAGCGCGGAGAGGACUGGGGCGAUAUACUGGCUUUAUUUUCAAGGAGGGGAGUGGUAAAGAAAAACCGAAGAUCUUGGUAUCACGACCAAAGGAAGGUCAUUGAAGCGAUACAGAGAAUAGCCAGUGCAGCUGCGCACGAUACUUUUAUGCAAAUAUUUCGCAUGGAGGAGGUUUCCUCCAUUUGCCAGCUACGCUACAUCGACGAGGCGACUCUUCAGCAAGACUAUGAUGACACAUGGAGACGCAUAGCAGAAUCGAUGCAAAAUAAUGAAAGAGAUGGGAAAUGGACGGCACAAAAGGUCAAAUAUGCAUGGUAUCAUGGCGUCUCGGAUCGCUGCGAAGUCAAUCUAGAACCUGUUCCUUGGUCGGAGACAGUUUAUGGUUUUUUAGCAUAA
Molecule: messenger RNA, 471 nt
Organism: Hyaloscypha bicolor E
Lineage: Eukaryota; Fungi; Ascomycota; Leotiomycetes; Helotiales; Hyaloscyphaceae
Exons: 2
Coding region: 1-471 (156 amino acids)
Source: RefSeq, a predicted model, not a curated record